AUGGGCGCAUUGAUCAGUUAUUUUCACAAUGUUUACGAGAAUUUCUUCUAUAUUCGGUGUCGAAUCGGGAUUUGUGGGAUCUCGAAUGUCGGGAAAACGUCAAUACUUUAUCUUUUGACGAAAGAGGAGGAGAAGAUUUAUGGAUUGAUGCCGAAUAUACAUCCAAUCUAUGCAGAGUUUUACUAUAACUCUCUGGCAAUGAAAUUGCAUGACUAUGGUGGGCGAUACAACAGUCACAUGAUGAUGCUAGACUGUGUGCAAGACUUUGAUGCUCUCAUUUUUGUGGUUGAUAUCAGUGAUCGAGCAAUGUUCGAUGAGUCGAGAAGAGAGUUGGCAAAGAUCCUUGAGCAUCCACUCACAGAUCGAUUGCCCAUUGUAGUAAUGGCAAAUAAAAAGGAUCUAGCAAGUGCUUGCCCGUUAAAUGAAGUGAUUGAAGCGGUCGGCAUUGAAAAAUUCACGAAAUCCCAUAAUAUCCACGUGAUCUCAACGACGAUUCGGAAAAAAGAGACAAUUUUUGAGGCUUUACAAUGGCUUGAAAAAAUUAUUCAU
Mesorhabditis belari is the source of this 549-nucleotide messenger RNA. Lineage: Eukaryota; Metazoa; Nematoda; Chromadorea; Rhabditida; Rhabditidae. The record is from the annotation of a GenBank genome assembly.